CGCGGCUUUGGUGUUAAACAAUGUUUAAGAAAUGGCGAUUGUAGGUGUGCGUGGAUCUCAGAAUCAUCACAAAAUGCAAAACUCGUAUUGUGGUGAAUGCAGGAUAAGUCUGUUUUGUGUUUCUAGACCAUUUUUAUGAGCAUUAAUACAGUAUAAAAGAAUGACUACAACUGUAAUAAUAUUGUCAAUACACAGUAAUUUAUGGUCUUAGAAAAAUCAACACACAGUAGGAGGCAUGACGGGAGGCCGGGACCUGUAGAGGGGCGUCGGAUGAGCAGCCGGCAGCAUGGCUCGCAGGAGGAAGGCGGCGGCGGCCAAGGCAGCCGGCAAGAAGGCGCCCAAGCCGCCCAGGAAGGGCCGCGACUCCGGCAAGAUGAACGGGCUGGUGCUGCGGUCCAGGGUGCUGCGGGGGGCAGGGGAGAGCAGCAGCAAGCAGCUGGUGCUGCGCAACACCACCAUCGAGGUGUUCCCGGAGCUCGUGCACAAGAGGUGCGCGGUGGAGCCGGCCGAGGAGCGUGUGUCGUGGGGCGAGGGGGAGGAGGUGGUGGAGGAGACGGUGGUGUGCGAGGAGAUGGAGGUGGGCAGCGUCAUAGAGUACUUGGAGGAGGAGCAGGUGGUGGUGAUGCGGGAGGAGGAGAUAGAGGUGAUCCGCAUCGAGGACGUUGAGUCGCAGGUGGUCGUGGGCGGCGACGUGUCGGGGGUCGCCGAUCACCGUGACGCAUCCGGCGAUGUUAACGUUAAAAGCGUGAUGCAAGUCUCCUGUGACGACGUAGUGAAAGUUAGUGCGAGUAAAAAUAGUUGUUCCAAUAACAAUCUUAGAGAAGCGUGCAGAGAUCAUUUUCAGGUCACGUGUCAAGAUAGCUGUUACGACAGGCCUGCAACAGGUAGCAUAAUUUUCCCAAAUUCAUUUUGUGAUAAAGUUCACGUGGCAGCCACUCGUAAUUUUGAAGCAGAUUCCAUUUCUGGCGGCGAAAAGAUCAUAGAGGUGAAAACGUUUCCGGAGGUGAUUCACGUAAGUCAGAUAGGCCUAGAUAGAUUAGAGUGUAUUUCUAGUACAAUGCGUAGUGUGUCGGAUGAUGCUAGUAAUGAUAGUGUUAUUGUGAGGGGUGUAGAACUAGAAAUAGAAUCAGAACCAGCGUGUGACAGUCAGGAUGUUUUGAUGAACAGGCUUCAAGAUUGUGAAAUGAAGGAACAAGACACUAGCAAUACUUGUAGUGAUGACGUAGGUCCUAGAGAUGAUGCCCCUCAGUUUUCAUCAAACAUGGAGCGUAGUGAAAUGGCACGUGUUUUAGGAAUAGAAUAUGAUAGCCUAGGUGGAACUGUAACUGUCGGUAGUGAUAUUGUUCAGUUGUAUGAAGAACCAGUUGGCGAGAGAAAAAUUUCAGAACAUAAAGAUAGGGGAGAGUGUUUAGAAAAUCCAAUACCUGUUACUAGUAUUGAGCAUGUGGUAAACAAUGUUUGUAAAUUAAAAAUUGAAGAAAAUUGUACUCAAAGUACAAAUGUUGGUUGUUAUGAAAUAGAAAAUAAAGAUGAUGUUCCUUUCACUAACUGUAACGAAAAUAGCCUUCAGUCUGAAGUCGAAGAUGUCUGUGGUAAAGACGAGACAAAUGAGAGUGAGACUGUUAUUAAAUUAAAUCUGGCAGUGAAUGGUUAUGAUGAGAAUAGAGAAAAGCAUGAUGAUGAGACUGAUAUGUCUGGAGAAACAAUGACUGGCAAACAACUAAUAAAAGAGACAGAUUGUGAAGAAGAAGAAAUGGGAAACCAAACAGUGGAAGAAAAAUUUGAAAAAAUUUUUGACGAAGGAAUAGAUGAAAAAAACUUUGACGAUGUGGGAAAAGCCCACGUUAGCGUAAGAGAAAUUGAAGAAGUGGUUUAUGAACCAAAAGAUGGGGUUUGCCAGGAAAUAACAAUUAAAUGUAAUGUUGACGAAACGGAGGAUAGUGACAACCAGUGUAUUACGAGUUGCGUGAACAAAAAAACAAACGAGUUAAUGCAGGCAGAAGAUAGGGAUGAACUGAAAGUGGGUGAAAUAGUCGUGGACAAAUCGAAGCCGGCGGCAGUUAAAGGUGACGACGAGCUGGAAGCGAGAGGAGACCAGUGUCACGAGGAAGGGGAGUUGGCGGACAGGAAGCAGCAGGCGCCGGCGUUCCGCAGUCGCAGCGGCAGCACCGACACCACCAGCUCCGAGAGCAGCUCGAGCUGCAGCAACGGCGUCCGGCGCAGCUCUCGCAUCCGCUCCAUCGAGGUGUCCAAGCAGAGGUGCCCCAAGGGGGAGGUGUCCGGCUCCGGGCUGCCGGACGGCGGGAAGGCGUCCCCGAGGGAGAGCGUCCCCGUGCCCGCGAGCCUGCCGCCGGCGGCGCCCGGCCCCGACCCGGACUGCCUGAAGCCGGUGAAGGUGAAGUCCCGCUGGCGGCGGUCCAGCGAGCUGGAGAUGGGAGGCAGCAGCAGGAGCAGCGACAGUCCGCCCACGCCCAGCCUGUCCCCUCGCCAGGGCCCCCCCGCUGCCCCGCCCACGCCCCUCCCCUCCCCUGCCGCCCCUCCCUCCCCUGACCCCUCCACCGACACCGAGGAGAAGCUGCGCCAGUUCGUACCGCUCGUCGAGAACAUGUAUCUCACGGACAGGCAUACAAGUAAAGAGGCUAAGCGAAUGAUUUGUGACUGCUUUCUUUCUCAAGAGGAAAUGGUUCGUGGGGAAAUGGGAUGUGGUGAAGAUUGUCUCAACAGUCUGCUCAUGAUUGAGUGUGGGUCUCGUUGUCCAGUCGGAGACCGCUGUGCGAAUAAACGUUUCCAGAAACAGCAAUACACAAAGUGUGAAGUAUUUAAAACAGAAAAGAAGGGAUUUGGUUUACGUGCUCUGCAGAAUGUGCCAAGUGGGACGUUUAUUAUGGAAUACGUGGGUGAAGUUCUGGAUCCUAAAGAGUUUCGUCGCAGAGCUAAGGAAUACUCGAAAGACAAGAACCGUCAUUAUUACUUCAUGGCACUCAAGUCUGAUGCUAUAAUUGAUGCAACUAUGCGGGGAAACAUCUCCCGCUUCAUCAACCAUAGUUGUGAUCCGAAUGCAGAAACACAAAAGUGGACGGUGAACGGAGAGCUGAGGAUCGGGUUCUUCAGCACGCGGCCCGUGGCGGCCAGGGAGGAGGUCACGUUCGACUACCAGCUGCAGCGCUACGGCAAGGAGGCGCAGCGCUGCUACUGCGAAGCCGCCGUGUGUCGGGGCUGGAUCGGGGGCGACCCGGAGAAGGAGAAGCAAGUGCGCAAGGAGAGGAAAGAGAAGAAAAAGAAGGAAGAGAAGAGGAAGGAAGUCAGGGAGUUCCUAGACGACAUGGACUUGGAGGAGGAGAUAGAGAAGCUGUGCGCCUCCGGCCUGAAGAACCGCAACCACACCCUGACGCUGAGUCGCCUGAUGGUGCGGGCGGAGGACUGCGUCUCUCGCAAGCAGCUGCUGAAGCUGCUGCAGACGGGCGAGCCGGCGUGCAGGCGCCUGUUCAUCGACUACCACGGUCUGCGGCUCAUCUGGAGCUGGAUGAUGAGCGUGGGUCAGGGCAAUCAGGACAACGGCAUCUCGCUGAAGAUGGAGAUCCUGAAGACGUUGUUGAACCUGCCAGUUCCAAACAAGACGGUUCUGCAGGAGAGCAAAGUGCUCAGUGUGGUGGAGAAGUGGGCCGUGAAGCUGUGUGGUCCCUCGGACAACCACCCCAAUGCUGCUCAUCUCGGUCCCAUCGGGAAACACAGGUCAUCCGUGGAGGAAGAUAGUGGAGAUGGAAGUAUCGUUUCGUACAGCAAGCCCCGUUUUGAUCAGGUCCUACCGACGGACGUAGAGCUUCCCGAUGAGGAUACAGCACAGGACAUCGAGAAUGAGAAACAGCUUGUGGAUAGUGUCACCAAAGAGAAGAGGCCAAACAACCUGCCAGUGAAGACGUUGGAUGCGGAUCUAGACGACGAGGUCGGCGCAGAGAGUGCGCUGGUGAAGAGCGACCAACCAGAGGAUCUCGACAAGGAAGAACAUGUGAAAGCCAGUGACGAGGGAAACUGUGAUUCCGGGGAGCAUAGUAGCUGCUUGGAGCUUGCGUCCAGUUUGCUGGCCGAGUGGGCAAGCUUAAAGGAGGUGUUCAGGAUACCAAAGAAAGAGAGACUCGAACAGAUGAAAGAACACGAGCGGGAAGCAGAUCGAGGUUAUAAAGAAUAUUUGGAUCGGGAAGAAGUCCAUAACCAAAAGACAUAUGACAGGCAUCGGAAGCGAGGUGAAUAUGAGAGGCCACGCGACAGAUCAAAGAGAUCUAAGGAUUCCCCCGAUUCGGAGAGAAGUCGAAAAAUCUCUAGAUAUGAAGACAGGGUGAUUGUGCCGCUGCCUCGCAUAUCCAAGGAGGAGCACCGGCAGCUGUUUGCGAUGAAGGUGGCGCGGCGGGAGGAAGAGGAGCGGCAGCGCAGGCAGCAGCAGGAGAUGUGGCAGCAGCACGAGCAGCGCUGCAUGGCUCUGGGCAUGGACCCCCGCGUCACGUCCGCCUUCGACCCCGGCACGGGCUACCCCUGCUUCUACGACCCCGGCACCAACAUGUGGCAGCCGUACCCUCCGUCGCAAGAUCCAAACUCGCUAACGCCACCGGAAAUUCGACCCUCUCCUAUUUACAAACCGGGCAAUCCUCACAUGCCGGCCCCACCUCUUCUGCAGCCCGCGUACGACCCCAAUAGCCCCCACUACCCUCACGGGCACUCGCUGCCCUACGAUGGCGGGAGCCACGGAGCGUAUGUGGAGGUGAGGCCAGCCCUGCCGCCCGCGGAGCCCCUGCUGCCAGAGUUCAUCCCCCUGCCCACCGGCCCGCAACCCCGCCCCCACCUCCUGCCCCUGCCCCGGCAGCAACUCGUCCCCGCCAGGCUGCCUCCCAAGUGGAAGUCGGCCAAGGACUCGGAGGGCCGUGUGUAUUACUACCACGUGAGGGAGCGUGUCUCGCAGUGGGAGCCGCCCCCCUGGCCCGACGCCAUUCGGCAGGUGGAGACGGACUCCUCCUCGGAGACCAGCGAGGACGACGAGGACGAGGACGACGACGACGAGGAGGACGAAGACGAGGAACAGAGCUCGUCUGACGAGGAGGAGGAGGAAGAAGAGAAUGAGCAAGAGGACAAGGUGGUUGGUGGUGAUGAAGAAGAAAUAGAAGAUGAGGAAAUGGAAGACUUGUGUGAAGAGAGAUUAGAAGAGGAAACAAAUGUUUGUGCUCCCACUGAGGAAUCGCCUCAGUUACCACUUCCUGAACAAACUGAGAAAGUUGUAGAGCAAACCGAUGAAAAAAGCAGGGAGAAAAAGCGUGAAGGAUUGGUACAGGAGCGAAUCAUAAGUAAAGAGAUGCCCAGGAGCCUGGAGCCAGGCCCGGGAGACGUCUGUCCACCCACGCUCCCUUCUGACGCUCUUAAACAGCCUCGGCGAGAAGAGGACAAAGCAGACGCGAUAAAUUUCCGCGAGAUAAAAGAGAAGCUGCGUCGCAAGAAGGAGAGGGAGCAGUCUCGUUCGAGGGAGCACGACAAGAGGCGGCAUCACCGCUCGGGCCGACAGCGCUCCAGCCGGAGCGGCUCCGAGAAGACUCUCUCGAUGGCCGCCGACACGUCCAGUGACUCCGCUCGCAAGAUCAAAGACCAGUUCCGGUUGCAAAUGGCCAGCGUCAUAGUGCAGUACUUGAACCCGUAUCGCAAGCCCGACUGUGCGCGCGGCCGCAUCACCAACACCGAAGAUUUCAAGCAUUUGGCGAGAAAGCUGACACAUUUUGUGAUGGUGAAGGAGUUGAAACACUGCCACAGUGUUGAAGAUCUCGAGUGCAACGAGAAUGUGAAACACAAAGCUAGGGAUUUUGUGAAAAAAUACAUGACAAAGUAUGGCGCAACAUACGAGAGACCAAAAAAUGAUAACUGAAUGGUGUAUAUUUUGUUAUGAUCAAUGUAGAUGUGUGUAUGUCACAGAAGGAGGCAAAACUUAUCCCAGCUCUGUGGAAUUUCCUUUGAGUUUUGCAUUUACAAAACUAUAUCAUAGUACUAAGUGUUUAUGAAUUUUGUAGGAAUGAAUUGUUAAUGUAAAUAGUUUGCAGUAUUUUUGCUGUAGGCAAUGUAAUUUUUUUUUGUGAAUCAAGUAUAGUUUAUUUAAUCACCGAAAUCGUCAUAUUAACAUUUUUUUCUAUUUGUUCUUGUACAUGAGAAAAACUGGCUAACAGUACUGCCUGUAUAAAAAUCGUUAUUUUGCAGUUUGUUGGUGGGGUGUAUAAAUUAUGAAUGUGUUUUAAUUUUAUUUGUUGAGAGCUGUAGCUGCUGUGAAUGUGCCAUGUGACCUCUGAUAACUUUUAGAAUUUUAUCACCACAUGAAAAACAUAAUGGGUGUUGUUCCGAAAUACCCAUUUUUGGUGGCUGUGUUUACACACACAUUGUGUUAGAUUUUAUCGAUAACUGAUUUCAAAUAUACUGUACUUGGUCGUACAUCAUGAUUUAUAUUUAUUGAUUAUGAUUCUGUAUAUUAUAAGAAAUUUUUUGGCAACAAAACAAAAAUAAAAUGUUGAAAAAA
Bacillus rossius redtenbacheri is the source of this 6538-nucleotide messenger RNA. It is a transcript of the gene Set2, whose product is annotated as histone-lysine N-methyltransferase SETD2. Lineage: Eukaryota; Metazoa; Arthropoda; Insecta; Phasmatodea; Bacillidae. The transcript has 18 exons. The record is from RefSeq and is a predicted model, not a curated record. The coding region runs from base 287 to 5899 and encodes 1870 amino acids. Gene Ontology annotation, cellular component: nucleus; chromosome. Gene Ontology annotation, molecular function: protein binding; histone H3K36 methyltransferase activity. Gene Ontology annotation, biological process: regulation of DNA-templated transcription.